This is a messenger RNA of Pieris macdunnoughi, 1992 nucleotides long. The record is from the annotation of a GenBank genome assembly. Lineage: Eukaryota; Metazoa; Arthropoda; Insecta; Lepidoptera; Pieridae.
AUGGCUUUUAGAGAACUGCUCUUAGACACACUUAGAACCCACCAAAAAGCGGCGUGCGACGAAGACACGGUGACGCUGAUAUGUCCGAGAGGCACCACGAUCAGCAUCCAAGUCGCGCAAUAUGGGGCCGCAGCAUCGCAAAGCUCCUGCUCCCCAGAACUCGCGGAGUACCAGCCUGUGGCUGUCGAGGUUCUGGGAGAUACUAGCUGCACUUGGCCAAGCGCUUUGCAGUACUCCUUGUUGCAGACGGUGGUGGAAGCUUGCCAGAAGAAACGCCAGUGCAAGUUCCAUACAAGUCCAAAGGCGUUUGGCGUGGAUCCAUGCCCUGGUUCUAGAAGAUUCGUCGAAGUUGCCUACAAAUGCCGACCAUACGAAUUCCGGAGCAAAGUGGGCUGUGAAAACGACGUGCUUCAUUUGAGCUGUAACCCACACUCCCGGGUGGCGAUAUACUCCGCACAGUAUGGAAGGACGGAAUACGACUCGAUACAAUGCCCUCAACCUCGAGGGAUGAAGGAGGAAACCUGUAUGGAGCCUUACGCAACUGAGACUGCUAUGAGAGAAUGUCACGGCAAAAGACGCUGCGUGCUAUCAGCAGACAGCAAAAUGUUUGGAAAACCUUGUAGGACCGGAAGCAGGACAUAUUUGAAAGUUGUUUAUACAUGCGGCAGUUAUUUAAUAAAUGUGCCGAAGUUGAAGGGACGCGAGAACUUUGAUGACUGGGCGUUCGCGGCAAGAAAUUUUCUCAUCUUGGAAGGUAUAGACAUCGAUGCCAUUCCUGUGGAUUUAAGUGAUGCAGAAGACAGAAAAGCGAAAGCAAAACUCAUCAUGACGAUUGAUCCCAAGUUGUAUGUUCAUAUAAAAAAUGAAACUAAAGUCAAAGAUUUGUGGCAGAAACUACAGAAAUUAUUUGAUGACAGCGGAUUCACCAGAAGAAUCAGUCUACUAAGAACAUUAAUAUCCAUUCGACUUGAUAAUUGUGAGUCCAUGACAAGUUAUGUGAGUCAAAUUGUGGAAACUGCACAAAGACUGAAAGGUACAGGAUUCGAGAUUAAUGAGGAAUGGAUUGGAUCAUUAUUGUUGGCGGGGCUACCAGAAAAGUUUGCGCCUAUGAUCAUGGCAAUAGAACAUUCCGGUAUAGCUAUAAACUCUGAUGUCAUCAAAACAAAAUUGCUUGAUAUGAGUUCUGAGGUCGGUGACCAUGACUCGGAAGUUGCAUUAUUGUCUAAGCAUAAAAUGCCUCGGACGGUCUUGAAGGAGAGAUAUGAAAGUGCCCCUGAAGAGGAUGAGGUAGCCCAUGCUGUCUACCCACUUGAGCACGAAGACCUAGAUGAACCUGGAGAUAGAUGGUGGGGAGAAUCAGCUGUGCCUCCAGCGCCCGCUGUUGCAGCAGUUCCACCGCAGAGGCCUCACUCCACUAACAUCACCAGAGACGAACCAUCCCCAUCACCCCCUGGACAACAUUUGACUAAGAAUACAAGUGAAUUCGACAUUAUGUACUUAUACAUAAUCGGUGGAGUAGCUGUCAUUGUUUUACUAUGCGGAAUCAUUGGUGUAAUACGCUGCAUCAUUCAUAAACAAAACGCAGACCAGCCCAAAGGCCCAGACGUGUCAGCUACAACUGACAUCCCCAACGGCUUCAACGACAGCAUAUCAGAAGUAGACAAUGACAUUAAUAUAACCAGUCUAUCUGGACCAAUCGAUAUGACCGAUUCAAUGAAGCAAGACAUCCAAAUCACCAACGUAGCCCUCAGUCCAAAAAUCAAUAGGUACGUCGGUCGCCCGGUACCUAACACGUAUCCACACGUAAGCAGUAACAUGUAUGGACAGGUCUCAGAAUUCCCUAUUGAAAUGCCCCUAAGAACUAUGCCACAUGGCACAUUAGGUCGUGGAGUUGCGGUCAAAACUCUCCCAAGAGUUCAAGUGCAAACAGAAACAGAUCCUAAUACGAGGAGUUUAUAUCGCUAUUCCAAUGCGCAAUAUUAUUUCGGGUGA